AUGGUUACAACGAAGCAUGGGCGGGGUACAGCCCAAAGUACCCCGUGGGCCUCCUCAUCCGCCUACGGCAAAAAGAAGGAUGGGAAACCUGGUGGAACCACUAUUCAUGAAAAUGAAACUUAUGACGGCCAUAAACGACAUGAAAGAAACCAGUUUACGGGUGAUCGAGUUAGGGUCGCGACAUGGAAUGUUGGGAGUAUGACGGGAAGAGCGGGAGAAGUCGUCGAUGUAUUGCACAAAAGACAUAUAGAUGUGUGCUGCAUACAGGAGACUAGAUGGAAAGGAAAUGGGACCAGAAUGAUUGGCAAGAUUAGCGAAAAGUAUAAAUUCUUUUGGCAAGGAGGUAAUGAUGGUAAGGCUGGAGUUGGGGUAUUGGUUGCGGAGAAAUUGGUAGACAAAGUAGUCAAAGUGAGAAAGCUAGACAACCAGAUAAUGGUUAUCAAGAUGAUUUUUGGUAGAAAGCUAUAUAAUAUUAUCUCGGCAUAUGUUCAUCAGGUUGGAAGAAGUGAAGAAGAGAAAGAUAUAUUUUGGGACAGUCUAUUGGGGGUGACAUCGAGACUGGCAAAUGAAGAGGGGAUUAUCCUGGCUGGUGAUCUGAAUGGACAUGUGGGAGCGAGUAGUGAGGGUUACAAAGGAGUACAUGGAGGGUUCAGUUACGUCAUGAGAUAUUUGGAAGGAGAGAGAAUUUUAGAAUUUAGUGAUGCUAUGGAUAUGAUUGUCUGUAAUACAAUGUUUAAGAAAGAAUCAGAGAAGCUGGUGACUUAUAAGUCGGGUAGUACCAAAAGUGCUGUGGAUUACUUGUUAUUAAGGAGAUGUGAUCGAUGUAUAGUAAAAAAUGUGAAAGUGAUACCGGGAGAGAAAUGUAUAAAUCAGCAUCGACUAGUUGUAGGAGAUCUCACUCUUAAAAGUGCCAAGGUCACUAAAAGAAAAGGUCACUAA
Messenger RNA from Gordionus sp. m RMFG-2023, 939 nucleotides. RefSeq lists its product as uncharacterized. NCBI's taxonomy places the organism in Eukaryota, Metazoa, Nematomorpha, Gordioida, Chordodea, Parachordodidae. The transcript has a single exon. Gene Ontology annotation, cellular component: nucleus. Gene Ontology annotation, molecular function: catalytic activity. The record is from RefSeq and is a predicted model, not a curated record. The coding region runs from base 1 to 939 and encodes 312 amino acids. Gene Ontology annotation, biological process: chromatin remodeling.